AAGUCAACUUCAGUCCACCAAAGUCACAUAUCCCAGCACUGCCCACCAUGACGUACAGUGUGGACAGCCUGGAGAACCUGAUGACCGCUCUAGGAGGACGUGGCAAGUUCCAGUUGAUGGCCCACGUCCUGAUAGCGUCUUCCUACAUUAGCCUGGUCUUUCAUCACGUCAUCAUGGCCUUCCACGGGUCACCGGUACCCCACACGUGCAUGGCCAAUGUGGGGAACUCAUCGGCAAUCUUUGAAGGAAACCUGACCAAUGACGUGACUAACACGUCCCACUCGCAAUGCUCGACUACUUUUUACUUCUCUGACGGCCGUAACGAGACUGUACUGUGUACGGCGGGACAGUGGAUGUACACUCCUGUACACAACGAGUGGAACAUCGUCAGCCAGUUCGAUCUCGUCUGCUCCGAUGCUUACCUUGUCAAUCUGGCAACGACCGUCUAUUUCUCUGGCGUCACCAUCGGUGGUCUCGUGUUUGGGGAUCUGGCUGACCGGUACGGCCGUCUUCCCGUCAUGCUCUUCACCCUCUACACGUCAUCGGUCCUGGGGGUCAUCAUCGCCUUCUCUGUCAACUACACCAUGUUCGUGGUCCUGAGGUUCAUACAGGGGAUGUUGUUACAGGGCCUCCAAACGUCCGCGUACACGCUGGUGAUUGAGCUGUAUGUGGCCAAACAUCGACCGUUUGCUGGAGUCGUGACGGAAUGUUUCUUUGGUUCCAGCGUCAUCGUCCUCGCCGGUCUGGCGUAUCUGUUGAGGAACUGGCGACAUCUGCAGAUUGGGAUCAGUGUAGUGGGGGUCACAGCACUGGCACAUCCUUGGAUCGUUCCUGAAUCUAUUCGAUGGCUCAUCAUGAAAAGAAAAACAAAGAAAGCUUUCAGCGUCAUCAAGAGAGUCUGCAAAUUCAACAAGAUCCCAGUCCCUGAUAAAGAAUGGGAGAUAAUCAAAAGGGAGACGAACAAAUCAACAGCUGGACCAAUCAGACAGUGUAAUUUGACUGACUUGAUCCGCAAUGGACAAAUGAGACAAAGAUCUCUCAUUCUCUUCUACAUUUGGCUAGUGAUAUCAACCUGCUACUACGGCCUCACUUUCAAACUAUCCAGUCUCCAUGGCAACCCCUAUCUGCUCUUCUGUAUCGGAGGUGUGUUCGAGACGUCAGCGUAUGCGCUGAGUUUGCCCAUGAUGAAAAUAUUUGGUCGUAAAAAACCCCUCCUGGCAACCCUGAUAAUAGCAGCUGUGACUUGUAUUGCAGCCGGAUUUAUGAAUGAUUAUUUAUCUGGCUACAGCUAUCUAAUAGCUGCCCUGGCCGUGGCGGGUCGGUGUGCCGCGAGUUGCCAGUUUGCCAUUAUAUUUGUGUACACGUCAGAGAUCUAUCCCACAGUCAUGAGAAACAUUGGCAUGGGCGCCUGCUGCUUCUGGGCUCGUGUAGGUGGUAUUGUGGCCCCACAGAUAAACCACUGGACUAAAGCCCUAUGGAACGUCGAUGCUAUUAUCAUAUUCGGCGUAUGUUCGUUCAUAGCUGCCCUAACGCUGUUCCCUCUACCGGAAACACACAACCAGAACUUGCCAGAUACGAUUCAGGAAACAGAGACCAAAAACACUGAGCAAGACCAUGAAGCUUUCGAGUUUAAUCUAGUAUCAGACAAAAUAUGUUAAUUUCUUCACGAUUCAAUAAUUCCUUUUUUAAUACGUUGUAUAUAUUAAUAGAU
This is a messenger RNA of Physella acuta, 1711 nucleotides long. RefSeq names its product solute carrier family 22 member 3-like. Gene Ontology annotation, biological process: transmembrane transport. Gene Ontology annotation, molecular function: transmembrane transporter activity. Gene Ontology annotation, cellular component: membrane. The record is from RefSeq and is a predicted model, not a curated record. NCBI's taxonomy places the organism in Eukaryota, Metazoa, Mollusca, Gastropoda, Physidae.